Messenger RNA from Pogoniulus pusillus (Red-fronted tinkerbird), 3193 nucleotides. It is a transcript of the gene SLC25A13, whose product is annotated as solute carrier family 25 member 13. Gene Ontology annotation, biological process: L-glutamate transmembrane transport; aspartate transmembrane transport; malate-aspartate shuttle. The transcript is spliced from 19 exons. The coding region runs from base 58 to 2100 and encodes 680 amino acids. Gene Ontology annotation, molecular function: L-aspartate transmembrane transporter activity; calcium ion binding; L-glutamate transmembrane transporter activity. NCBI's taxonomy places the organism in Eukaryota, Metazoa, Chordata, Aves, Piciformes, Lybiidae. The record is from RefSeq and is a predicted model, not a curated record.
GGGAGGGGAGGAGAGGAAGGGAAGGGACGGGAAGGGGGUGGCCGCGCCGGGCACAGCAUGGCUGCCAAGCCAAACAAUGGACUGGUGGCUCUAACCAAGAGAGCUGAUCCAGCCGAGUUGAAAACAAUAUUUUUGAAGUAUGCAAGUGUGGAGAAGAAUGGCGAGUUCUUCAUGUCUCCUAAUGACUUUGUCACACGGUACCUGAAGAUAAUUGGAGAUGGUUUGCCUAAUGCAAGCACUGUGCAGCUCCUUGCAGGGGUGGUGGAUCAGACAAAAGAUGGGUUGAUAUCCUUCCAAGAGUUCGUGGCAUUUGAAUCAGUCCUGUGUGCUCCAGAUGCAUUGUUCAUAGUAGCCUUUCAGCUGUUUGACAAGACUGGCAAAGGAGAAGUUACUUUUGAGGAUGCUAAGCAAGUUUUUGGCCAGACCACGAUUCAUCAGCACAUUCCUUUCAACUGGAAUUCAGAGUUCGUCCAGCUGCACUUUGGGAAGGACAGGAAAAGGCACCUAACAUACCCAGAGUUCACCCAGUUUUUACUGGAGAUACAGUUAGAACAUGCAAAACAAGCUUUUGUGCAGAGAGACAAUGCUCAGUCUGGCAGAGUCACAGCGAUGGACUUCAGGGACAUUAUGGUCACUAUCCGCCCACACAUGCUGACUCCAUUUGUAGAAGAAUGUCUAGUUGCUGCUGCUGGAGGUACCACUUCCCAUCAGGUCAGCUUUUCCUAUUUUAAUGGAUUUAAUUCUCUCCUUAACAACAUGGAGCUCAUUAGGAAGAUCUACAGUACUCUGGCUGGAAACAGAAAAGACGUGGAAGUCACUAAGGAGGAGUUUGUCCUGGCAGCUCAGAAAUUUGGUCAGGUUACGCCCAUGGAAGUUGACAUCUUGUUUCAGUUAGCAGAUCUGUAUGAGCCACGAGGGCGCAUGACGUUAGCGGACAUUGAAAGAAUUGCUCCUCUGGAGGAGGGGACAUUGCCCUACAACCUGGCUGAGGCUCAGAGGCAGAAAUCUCCAGGAGAUGUGUCUCGACCUGUCCUCAUCCAGAUUGCAGAAUCAGCCUACAGGUUUGCCCUUGGUUCAGUUGCUGGAGCUGUUGGAGCCACUGCAGUGUACCCCAUCGACCUGGUCAAAACUCGGAUGCAGAACCAGCGCUCUACAGGCUCCUUUGUGGGAGAGCUGAUGUACAAAAACAGCUUUGACUGCUUCAAGAAAGUGCUGCGCUACGAAGGCUUCUUUGGGCUUUAUAGAGGUCUGUUACCACAGCUGUUAGGAGUAGCACCAGAGAAGGCCAUAAAACUUACUGUUAAUGAUUUUGUGAGAGAUAAGUUUAUGACUAAAGAUGGCUCUGUCCCACUGGCUGCAGAAAUUCUUGCUGGCGGCUGCGCUGGUGGUUCUCAAGUGAUCUUCACCAAUCCACUGGAAAUUGUCAAGAUUCGCCUGCAGGUGGCUGGAGAAAUCACCACAGGCCCACGAGUCAGUGCCCUCACUGUGCUGCGGGACCUGGGCUUCUUUGGGCUCUACAAGGGUGCCAAGGCCUGUUUCCUGCGGGACAUCCCCUUCUCAGCCAUCUACUUCCCCUGCUACGCGCACCUGAAAGCUUCCUUUGCCAACGAGGACGGGAGGGUGAGCCCUGGAAAUCUGCUCUUGGCUGGCUCCAUCGCUGGCAUGCCUGCAGCCUCUCUGGUGACCCCUGCAGAUGUCAUCAAAACAAGGCUCCAGGUGGCAGCCCGGGCAGGCCAGACCACCUACAGUGGUGUUGUAGACUGCUUUGCCAAGAUCCUUCGAGAGGAAGGUCCGAAGGCCCUGUGGAAGGGAGCAGGGGCCCGGGUGUUUCGGUCCUCCCCUCAGUUUGGUGUCACUCUGGUGACCUACGAGCUGCUGCAGCGCUGGUUCUACGUGGACUUCGGAGGAGUAAAACCAGCUGGAUCAGAGCCAGUCCCUAAAUCUAGGAUCACUCUCCCUGCUCCCAACCCUGACCACGUUGGUGGUUACAAAUUGGCAGUCGCCACUUUCGCAGGGAUCGAAAACAAGUUUGGACUUUACCUACCUCGGUUUAAGCCAUCACCACCUACCUCAAAGGCUGCUGCAGCAGUAGGACCCUAAGUUUCUCGCUGUAGGAUUUUUUGUGUGGUGUUAGUUGGGAAAGAGCCACUUUUCUAACUGGUUCCUACUGGUUUCCUUUAGCUUCUCAUCCUAGAGCAGUUUAGCUUCGUUUGAGUUUGGAAGGCAAAUCUUCACCCGCAGUGUAAUCGUUUCUGUCUUUGUGCUUCCUUAACCAGAUCACUGUGAAAUCCUUAGCAGUCAUGUUGAGUUUGGGGACCAUGAAUGUAUUUCUCCACGCCUGACCCCUUGCUCCCGGGGGGAAGACACUACUUUCACUUCUGCUGGCUGGGGAGGGCUGGGUGCAGGCUGUGAAGCAGAGCCUCUCGCAGCCCUUGCUUGGCUGCGGCUGGCCAGGGUGGACGUGGCACAGCCGCGGCCUCGGGCUCUGAACAGCCUGGUGAGCAAAUACCCCCUUGGUACCCACCCUUCCACCACCUACACGCACAAGCUCUGUUUCUGGAUUGUGUUCUGAAGCUUUUCUGUGGAAUGUGGGCAUGGGGUUGGGGUUGUUUUUUGGGGAGAGGGGUGGUGGGAGGUGGGGUAAUGGAAACCACAUUUCUAAAUGUUGGCCGUUGUGUUCCGUUCCGGGUAUCAAAAUGCUCCAGGAGAAAGUGUUAUUAUUGUCCAUAGUCUUUGCACUUUAUGGCAGAACUUUUGGCAUUCUCCACCCCUGCCCUGCAAGAAGGCAGCUCUCCUGCCUGGGUGCCUCCCCUGAGUUGCUGGUGUUUGGAAUUCAGUUUGUAAAUGCACCUCCCUAGUAGCAACCGCUGCUUGUCCAAGUAACAGCGCUAGGAAAUCAUGCACCGUCUCGAUGGUACCUGCCUUAACUGCUGGCUUCUCAUUGGCAAAUAGCUGGAUUCAGAUUCUCCUUUACUUCCUGCAGUCAGAAAGAAAAUAAACCCAACACCCAACCACCAACAACGUAAUAAAACCAACACAAUGAGAUUAAAAAUACUCUAAAAGAAAGAAAGAAAGAAAGGAAACAAAAAAAGAGACAAUUUUACUUACUUAAUUUCUCGGUGCCUUGCACAGUGUUUAGAACAAGAACAAAGUGAUGUAUUUAUGGAGCUAGAAAUAAACCUUUCCAACAGAA